AAUGCAUUUUUGUAUCGUUCUCCAGCGGGGUUUCCCAUUUCGUCUUCUCACUCCUUAUUCUUCAGAUCGUUCGACGUGACCAUGGCCGGAGGGCUCUCGUUCGAUCGCAUCCUUGUUCUUUUCUUUGCCGUUCAUCUGCUCUUUCCGGCCAUCUUCGCCGCGAAAUUCAACUAUUGCGAUAAGAGAGGUAAUUAUGCUGUGAAGGUCGCUGCACUUGAAGUAUCUCCUGAUCCAGUGAAGAGUGGCAAGCCUGCCACGUUUACCGUUUCAGCCUCAACUGAUAAGGUUCUCUCUGGUGGGAAGUUCGGGGUUGAGGUUUCUUUAUUUGGUAUGCAUAUACACUCAGAAGCUCAUGAUCUCUGUGAAGUGACUUCAUGUCCUGUUGUACCUGGGAAAUUCUCUUUAGCUCACUCCCAAAGCUUACCUCCCUUUACACCACCAGGUUCGUAUUCGGUUAAAAUACUAUUGAAAGAUAACAAGAACCGGCAGUUGACUUGCAUUAACUUCAAGCUCAAAAUUGUUUUUGGUGAUGGGGAAUCAGCAAUUUCCGAGGAAUCCUUGGUUGCUGAGAGUUGAAAAUGGACAGUUCAAGUUUGCUUUCCAUGAAACUUUCUCCUUUGUUCUUUUGCUGUUUGUAUAAUAUUACUAUUACUGAGAGGAUUCAUCUACUUUUGUUGGUCCUUGUGUGUGUAUAAAAGCUUCUGGACAUUAAUGUGAAUUCUUCAAUAUGCAGCUGUUCUCGACAUCCCGCUCGGGUGUAAGCGGGUUGGUUUUCACUUA
Molecule: messenger RNA, 780 nt
Organism: Momordica charantia (bitter melon)
Lineage: Eukaryota; Viridiplantae; Streptophyta; Magnoliopsida; Cucurbitales; Cucurbitaceae
Biological process (GO): intracellular sterol transport
Molecular function (GO): sterol binding
Source: RefSeq, a predicted model, not a curated record